Molecule: messenger RNA, 405 nt
Organism: Rangifer tarandus platyrhynchus (Svalbard reindeer)
Lineage: Eukaryota; Metazoa; Chordata; Mammalia; Artiodactyla; Cervidae
Source: the annotation of a GenBank genome assembly
AUGAAUGAGGACAUUCUCAUUAUCACACUCUUGGCUUUUCUAGAUUCCCAACAAUGGGGCUUUCAUUGUUGGUUUAGUGGAUUCAGCUUGGAGCCUCGAGGCAGGACUUCUGUUUGUGGAGAACUUGAUAAACCUCUUGGGCUUAGGGAGGAAACAGUGGCUUUUCUGCAGGACUCCACACACCACCCUCUCCAGCCCUUCCAGACAUGCCGGAGCCCUUGGGGGUGUCCACCUCCUUUUCCCUUAGGAACAAGUUCUAAUGCAUCCUUGAGGUACUUGUAUGGGUCCCUUUAUUUAAAAUAUAGUAUAAAACUUCCAAAUACUCAAAAGCAGAGAGACUGGCACAGAGGACCCUCUCACACAUUCUGUGACAUUUCCUGCAAUUGCACUGUUGUUGUGACAUAA